GUUCUUCUACAACUCGGAAGAAAAGAAAGUAGAAGAACAAAAAAUUCUAACCUAUCUUUAUAAAGAGUUUGGAAAAUUUAGUUUGCUUUUAUUAAAAAUUGUAAUUGAAAGGUAUUAGUGGUCUUAUCGUUAUUCUCUUAUUCAGAGAUGGCUUCUUCAAAUGCAUUUCAUCCGGAUUCUGAUGUCCAUGUCACAUUUGAAGAUCAACAGAAGAUUAACAAAUUCGCACAGUUUAAUGCCCAAAUGGAAGAUUGCAAGGAUGAGCUGAAAAAUAAGCAGAAUGAGUUGAAAAAUUUGGAAGAUGCAGCAGAUGAACUGGAACUCCUUCUGGAUGACUCCAUACAAGUGCCGUUUCUCAUUGGCGAAGUAUUCGUUUGCAAAUCGGUCGAUGAUGCUCAGAGCUCCCUGAAAGAUUCGAAAUCCGACUUGAAGCAGACUAUUAAGGAAAUUGAAGAUAAAUGCUCUUCAUUGAAAACAACCAUGGAAACUUUGAAAACACAGCUAUAUGCGAAGUUUGGAAGCCAUAUCAAUUUGGAAGCUGAAUAAUUAGGACUUAUCAUAUUAUAAAAAGCGAAAGUUAUGUUCUGUGCUCUUGAUUGAUAUUGUCAAUGGUUUGAAGCUUUAUUGACGUAACUUAUUUGUAUAUAUUUCUAAUUUUAACAAUCUUAUUUAAAUCUAAUUUUCGUUCAGUAUUGUUUCAAAUUUUGAAUCUUAUUGAUGAAUAUUUAUCGUACGUUGUUAUCAAAUUCUGUUCUUUUAAAUAACUUGCGAAAUUGUAAUGAUAUAAUUACUGUAACUCAGUUUCUAUCAGUAAGGCUCAACUCACACUUAGGCGACUCAGGUCGAGAAGAGACUCGACUCAAGUCGAGUGCAUGUCUUUCCAAAUGGUGACACUCAGACCAGUCGAUUCUAGUCUCCGCGACGUCACCAUUUGAAAACACAUGCUCUCGACUAGAGUCGAGUCUCUUCUCGACCUUUAGUCGCUUAAGUGUGAGUUGAGCCUUAGGGUGUACUUCUGUUCUAACAACAUUUUAUCAGUUUGUUUUUAAUAAAGUUGAAAUUUUUCCACUUCUAACCAAAA
Messenger RNA from Nilaparvata lugens (brown planthopper), 1081 nucleotides. It is a transcript of the gene Pfdn4, whose product is annotated as probable prefoldin subunit 4. The transcript has 4 exons. Gene Ontology annotation, cellular component: prefoldin complex; cytoplasm. The coding region runs from base 148 to 546 and encodes 132 amino acids. The record is from RefSeq and is a predicted model, not a curated record. Lineage: Eukaryota; Metazoa; Arthropoda; Insecta; Hemiptera; Delphacidae. Gene Ontology annotation, biological process: protein folding.